Molecule: messenger RNA, 1614 nt
Organism: Dendroctonus ponderosae (mountain pine beetle)
Lineage: Eukaryota; Metazoa; Arthropoda; Insecta; Coleoptera; Curculionidae
Gene: Rab10
Product: ras-related protein Rab-10
Exons: 4
Coding region: 93-704 (203 amino acids)
Biological process (GO): cellular response to insulin stimulus
Cellular component (GO): recycling endosome; Golgi apparatus; insulin-responsive compartment
Molecular function (GO): GTPase activity; GTP binding
Source: RefSeq, a predicted model, not a curated record
CACGAAGGAGUUUUGUCAAGGCGUGAAGGUUGACGUUAUUUUUAGGUGUCAAAGUCAAAAAUAAUUUAACAAAAUCAGAUUUACUUUGAAAAAUGGCCAAGAAAACUUACGAUUUAUUAUUUAAGUUGUUAUUAAUCGGCGACUCUGGUGUGGGGAAAACCUGCAUUCUAUUUCGGUUCAGUGACGACGCGUUUACGACCACUUUUAUAUCUACUAUAGGAAUUGAUUUCAAAAUCAAAACCAUAGAAUUAAGGGGCAAGAAAAUUAAGCUCCAAAUUUGGGACACCGCCGGCCAAGAGCGGUUCCACACCAUCACCACCUCGUACUAUAGAGGUGCAAUGGGUAUCAUGCUAGUCUAUGAUAUAACGAAUGAAAAGAGUUUUGAGAACAUAGUGAAAUGGCUUCGGAAUAUAGAUGAGCAUGCCAAUGAGGAUGUUGAAAAGAUGAUUCUAGGCAAUAAAUGUGAUAUGGACGACAAGCGAACAGUGAGCAUGGAACGGGGGGAAUUGAUCGCAAAGGAGCACAGUAUAAGAUUUAUGGAAACCUCGGCGAAAUCGAACAUAAACAUUGAGAGGGCGUUCAGAGAGCUAGCAGAUGCGAUUUUAUAUAAAACGGCGGGACGUGAACCUGGAGACAAUGUGGACCGAGUGAUGGUGGACAGGAAACCGACCUCAAGUUCAACAAAGUCUUGUUGUAAUCAUUAAGCGUCUAGCUUGUUUUAUAAUCUAGUUUUAUGUUGCUCGUUAUUUAGCUCUAGGAAUUUCCAGGAAAUUGGAGAUUUCCGGAGUCAACGAUGGAUUUAUUUAAGUUUCAGUCACAACCACGCCCAGUCAUUCACAUGAAAAUGCUCAUAUAACUUAACUCGACUUAUUUUGUACGCAACUAGAAUUUUUCGAAAUUUUCUACGAUUCUACUUCGCUUGAUUCAAGCCAUUAAAUAUGUUUGUUUGUGUUUAAUCUCUGUAUAUACGUAUACUCAUUUAAUAUUUUUGUGCCAGUUUUCUCCAUGUCUCAUUUAGGAAGAUUUGACCGACGCCUGCAACGAAAGUGAGUACUAACGAUUGGUUAAAGAGUCCAUGACAUAGAAAAUAUUCUUAGUUGAGACUUUUUUUAGUUUAGGAAGUCAUCUAUCAAUUGUUUGCAAAUAUUAACAAACACUCCCAAAGUUUAAAUCGUCUCGCGCUCAUAGUUUAGUGGCAAACACGCAAUUGCGGCUUUUUUGUAUCAAAGUGUACGUGUCUUCAAACUAUAUCAUAUACCACUGUGUUAUAGAAUAGAUAAACAAAACGAUAUCUUGGUUUAAAGCAAUACUACGAAGAAGGCGCUUUGUUUCUGUAAGACUAAUCCCAGAGGCCCAAGAAUCGACAACCAGCGCCUUGCCUUAUUUGUAAUAAUGCCGACUAAAUGCAUGUGAAUUCUGCGUAGUCUCGAUUGAACAAAAGCGUUUUUGUCGAUUUUUGCGCUGCUUUGAUCAUUUAGUUGUUUUGUCCGUGUAAGUAAUGUAAGAAAGCUUCUCCGUGAUUUAUAAGCCCAGUUUGCUUAGUUAUAACAUGUUUAAUUUAAAACUGUUUAUUUACAACAAGAGUUUGUUAAAUAAAUCUUUAAUUUUAAACAA